Messenger RNA from Beta vulgaris subsp. vulgaris (sugar beet), 3098 nucleotides. RefSeq lists its product as hypothetical. Lineage: Eukaryota; Viridiplantae; Streptophyta; Magnoliopsida; Caryophyllales; Amaranthaceae. The transcript has 3 exons. The coding region runs from base 406 to 2667 and encodes 753 amino acids. The record is from RefSeq and is a predicted model, not a curated record.
AAUUUUCACGAUUUUAACAGAGAGGAAAGGGAUAGAAAAAAAAACGUAGAAAAUAAGAACUUUCUAACCCUAAUACCCCCAAUCCGUAGAAUUUGCGCUAACCCUUGAUUAAACGGGAAAAUCCAUCUCUCUCUACGGUCUACAUUCAUGAUGCGUAUUCAUCCAUUUUAGUUUUCCUUCUAAAGAGUUCAAUUUCGUAUUUCCAGCAUCAAUUCAAGUUACUUUUCGUAGAUAAGAAGAGUGAAUUGAAGUUUUUUUCCGACGAUUUCGCAAAAUUGAAGGAACUCAUCAGCAACAGAUGUAACUUAGUGAUUUUUGACAAAAUAUUGACAGCAGAAGUCAUUUGGCUCUGUGGCUCUAUUGUCAGGAAAAAAUAAUACUUGAUACGGGGAUUCCUGUACAGAAAUGGAAUGCAACAAAGAUGAGGCUGCUAAGGCUAAAGAACUUGCUGAAAAGAAGUUUGAAGAAAAAGAUAUUACGGGGGCAAGGAAAUUUGCUUUGAAGGCUCACAACUUGUUUCCUGGUCUAGAUGGUCUUCAACCGUUGCUGGCAACUUUAAACAUCUACCUCUCUGCUGAGCGAAAAACAAAUGGGGAAGUUGAUUGGUAUGGAGUACUUGGUGUUGAGCCAUCAAGUGAUGAUGAAACAGUGAAGAAACAGUACAGGAAACUUGCCCUUACUCUCCACCCUGACAAAAACAAAUCCGUUGGUGCAGAGGGAGCUUUCAAAAUUCUUUCAGAAGCCUGGAGUAUAUUGUCUGACAGAGCCAGGAGAAUAGCAUUCGAUCAAAAGAGAAAUUCAAAGAAGAUAUAUGAGAAAAUUGUACCAACAAAGCCUUCUAAACCAGCUGGCAGUGAGAGCCUUCGUCGGUCUGCUAAUAAUGGUAAUUCUAACAUGAGGAGUCAGAAUGCCCCAAAUCCCCAUUUAAAUUCAGUUCCUCCACCGCAACGUAAUACAUUUUGGACCAUGUGUACCAGUUGCAAAAUGCAAUUUGAGUAUGUUCUUUUCUACCUCAACAAAAAGCUUGAAUGCUACAGCUGCAAGGAGCCCUUUCUGGCAAUACAGAUCCCUCCUCCACAGACAAAUACUCAUUCAUCACGGGCUUCUCCCCUUGCUGGAUACUCAGGAACUGCAGGAAGCAUGCCAGCAGCAGCUUCCACAGCAGCACAAGCUAUGAACGGGACUCAGUUUCCUCAUGGGAAUUCGAAUAGUAUGCAUGAUGUUUCACAAGUGAGUGCGACCCUGGAAGCUGUAAUCAAGAGUAAAACCAAUGCCUGUAAAAGAGCUAAUGCUAGUGAAGCUAAUGGAGCAUGCUUUACAGGGAAGGCUGAAAAGCCUAAAAGAAGAAGACGUGCAAGUGAACAGAAGGUGAAUUACAGUGGAAUCGGAAAGACUGAUUCAGUAUUGAGGGGAAGUGCAGCAUUUAACGUUGGGAGUUCAAAUGGAUUACAGAAUGGUAUCACGGAAACAGAGAAGGUAGCUGUUUCUGGGACUAGAUUACCAGCUAUCUCAAGGGAGUUGUCAUUACUUGAAACUCGAAAUAUGUUGAUGGCAAAAGCUAAGAAUGAAAUAUGCAAGAAGCUGAGUGAGUGGAAGAACAUGGAUUACAAGCCGAAGGCUUCACAUAAGAAAUUGGGUCCCAAUGAAAAACAGAAGGCGAAAGAGAAAAUAUCUGUAUCUAAACCUCAGCCUAAUGCUGAUGUAAAUGAAGUGAACACCGUUCGAAGCAAGGCUAACUCUUGUGCAGGAGUUAAACAUGCGGAUGAAAAGCUCAAGACCUCGUCAUCCUUUAGCUGUAAAUCUGACAUGGAUGAUACAGAGCCUGUGGAAUUGUCUAUGGCUGUUCCAGACCCUGAUUUCUAUGAUUUUGACAAGGAUCGAACUGAAAAGUCUUUUGGUGAAAAUCAAGUUUGGGCAGCUUAUGACGAUGAUGAUGGUAUGCCCCGUUAUUAUGCCUUGAUUCAUAGUGUGAUUUCGAGGAAACCAUUUAAGAUGCGCAUCAGUUGGCUGAACUCUAAAAGCACCUCUGAAUUUGGGCCCAUAAACUGGGUAGGCUGUGGCUUCUACAAAACCAGUGGUGAUUUUAGAGUCGGUAGGCAUGAAAUCAACAAAAGUGUUAAUUCCUUCUCACAUAGAGUGAAGUGGAUGAAAGGUGCAAGAGGGGCCAUCAGAAUAUACCCAGGUAAGGGAAAUGUUUGGGCUUUAUACAGAAAUUGGUCUGCUGAGUGGAAUGAGCAUACCCCAGAUGAGGUAAUACACCAAUAUGACAUGGUAGAGGUUCUUGAUGAUUACAAUGAGGAGAAAGGAGCAACUGUCAUUCCGCUGGUGAAGGUUGGAGAUUUCAAGACUGUGUUCCGCCGGCACGUGGAUCAGGAACAAGUUAAGGUAAUUCCACGAGAAGAGAUGUUCAGAUUUUCACAUCAAGUUCCCUCUUUUUUGCUUACUGGUCAAGAAUCUGGUACUGCCCCCAAGGGUUGCUGGGAGCUUGACCCUGCUGCUACGCCAGUGGAAGUACUUCCGGUGAAAACAGAAACUACAGAGAAGGUGAAGAAAGAAAAUCCUGAGAAAGUUCCAAGAGACGCUGUUUCUGAUCUGAAAGAUGCAAUUUGGAGUAAAACAAGUGAAGCACGGAAGAUGGGAGAUGGGGUAACUGUUGAGGUUGGAUAAAUAUCAUGCUGAUCAACUGUCCUUCAGAAGACCCGGGACAUCAUGCUGUGUUUGCAGUAGUAUUUUGAACCUAAAAUUGGUAUAAGAAAUCUUUUUGACGGGUGCUGACAAUUUGAUCGAAGUUCAAAUAUCGAUGUGGGAGAUUUGAUGGAGCAAACGAUCUUUCUCCUCUUAUAGCUGCAGAGUGAAUCAAUGACGUAAUCAUUUAUUUUUGCUACUGAUCCAAAGGGGAUCAUUUGUGUAGUGUACAGCUUCACUUACCACAGGCACACAGGUCUAUUUUCCUACAGGUACAGAAACUUGAAAAGUCCCAAUAUUCUAAUAUAGUUCAUUCAUGAAUUCAUGAUAUCAGGGUAGUUCAGAAGUUAAAGAUCAGGAUACAUUCUUUUUUGGGCGCUGUCCAUGAUAGCAAUUCCUUUUUAUUAUCUAAA